AUGGGUAUACCGGAAGAAAGUUUAGAACGAAAACGAGAGCGCCAAAAUGCACUGUUUGCAAGAUUGGAUAUUAAUGGUACGGGAAAGGUAGACCUGGAUACGCUUCAAAGUGCUUUGAAUUUAUUGGAUCAUCCUUUGCGUCAAAAUCGUGAGGCUGUAGAGUGUCUGUUUAAAGCACUUGAUUGGAACAAGGAUUCGUUUGUAGAUAUAGAGGAUUUCCGACGUUAUAUGGAUGUUGCCGAGAAUCAAAUCAAGCAGGGAUUCGAACAGAUAGACAAGGACUCGGAUGGUAAGAUAUGUGCGGAAGAAAUAUCAAACUAUCUAGAGCAUGCGCGGGUAGCGUAUGUUGAUGGAAAGACUAGCAACAGGUUCACCCAGUUUAUUCAAUGGGCGUUUUUACAGCGUAAGUCCCCUAAGACACAAGUUGAUAGUAGCAAUGGCUAUAUUACAUACGAUCAAUGGAGGGAUUUUCUACUACUGAUGCCCCGGAAACAAGGCUCCAGAUUAAACACUGCUUAUUCGUAUUUCUACUUAUUUAAAGAAGAUGUGGAUUUGUCCUCAGAGGGUGAUAUGACGCUCAUAAAUGACUUUAUUAAAGGAUUUGGCUACUUUUUGGCAGGAGGGUUUGCAGGUGUCAUAUCUCGUACUUGUACUGCUCCUCUGGACAGAAUCAAAGUUUUUCUUAUUGCCAGAACGGAUCUGGCUUCAACGUUACUGAAUUCGAAAGAGUCACUGGUCCACCAUAAUCCGAGGGCCGAUAUUUCUAAGAUACGCUCACCCAUCAUAAAGGCUGCGUUAUCGUUAUAUAAACAAGGUGGUUUACGUGCGUUUUAUGUGGGAAAUGGUUUAAAUGCAAUAAAAGUGUUUCCAGAGUCAGCAAUUAAAUUCGGUUCUUUUGAACUAGCAAAGAAGCUUUUAGCCCCCCUUUCGGGAGUUAAAGAUCCUAGUGAGCUAUCAAGAUUUAAUACCUACGUAGCAGGAGGUAUUGGUGGUAUCAUGGCACAGUUCGCUGCAUAUCCUAUUGACACGUUGAAAUUUCGCAUCCAGUGUGCACCAUUAUCUAAAACUAUGAAAGGUACACCACUUCUUAUGAAAACUGCGAAGGAUAUAUACCUUGAAGGAGGACUUAGAGCCUUCUAUAGAGGUUUUUUAGUUGGGAUAAUGGGCGUGUUCCCAUAUGCUGCAUUGGAUCUCGGAACGUUCUCAGCAUUGAAAGCCGCUUACAUCAAACAUCAAUCAACUAAAUUAAAUAUCAAUGAGGAUGAAGUUUCUCUAAGCAAUUUAGUUGUCCUGCCGAUGGGUGCAUUCAGUGGGACAGUUGGUGCCACGGUUGUGUAUCCAAUUAAUUUGCUAAGAACGAGACUGCAAGCUCAAGGUACAUUUGCUCAUCCACAUCGGUAUGAAGGAUUUAGAGAUGUUUUUGUAAAGACCGUUCAAAGAGAAGGGUAUCAAGGAUUGUACAAGGGUCUAUUGCCAACUUUAGCUAAAGUUUGUCCAGCAGUCUCCAUUAGUUAUUUGUGUUAUGAAAACUUGAAAGGGCUCAUGAAGCUAGAGUAA
This is a messenger RNA of Eremothecium sinecaudum, 1557 nucleotides long. RefSeq names its product Ca(2+)-binding ATP:ADP antiporter SAL1 (gene SAL1). Lineage: Eukaryota; Fungi; Ascomycota; Saccharomycetes; Saccharomycetales; Saccharomycetaceae. The transcript has a single exon. The record is from RefSeq and is a predicted model, not a curated record. Gene Ontology annotation, biological process: transmembrane transport. The coding region runs from base 1 to 1557 and encodes 518 amino acids. Gene Ontology annotation, molecular function: calcium ion binding; ATP transmembrane transporter activity.